AUAAUCAAUCCCAUUAUUCAUGAGCCUGCUACUACCACCCUAGGAAAACAAAGCUACAGGGGGGUGCGGUCUUUCCUGUAGUCGAGAACGGAAGCGGAAACUCGGCCAUCUCCUCGUACAUUCAGGCUACAACAGGUUUCAGUCUCCCUACGCCGUUGGUUUCAGACCCGAUGUUGCCACGGGAAGAAACACACAAACUGAGACACAGCACUCCGUGAAUGAGUGGCUCACAAGCCAGAAAGAAACAAAGACACACCAAAAGGAGAGACCCUUAUUCUGCACCAUUCUCGUGUAACAGAUUGCAACAGAACUCGACGGCCAGACCGUUGCCAUGUCGACCUCAUCGCUACGGCGACAAGUAAAGAACAUCGUCCACAACUAUUCAGAGGCUGAAAUCAAGGUAAGAGAGGCGACAUCCAAUGACCCGUGGGGCCCCAGCAGCUCUCUUAUGUCAGAGAUCGCUGAUCUGACCUACAAUGUAGUGGCCUUCUCGGAAAUCAUGAGCAUGGUGUGGAAACGCCUCAAUGAUCACGGCAAGAACUGGAGACAUGUGUACAAGGCUAUGACUCUUAUGGAGUACCUGAUCAAGACGGGUUCAGAACGUGUUGCCCAACAGUGCCGAGAGAAUAUCUACGCGGUCCAGACCCUCAAGGAUUUCCAGUAUAUAGACAGAGAUGGCAAAGACCAGGGGGUGAAUGUGCGAGAGAAAGCCAAACAGCUGGUGACACUGCUGAAAGAUGAGGAGAGACUACGAGAGGAGAGAAUCCACGCCCUCAAAACCAAAGAGAAGAUGGCACAGACCUCCAGUGCCUCAUCAGCUCCAUCAGCACCCAGCCUGGGGGGCAGCCUGUCAGUGGGCUCCCACUCUGGAGGGGCAGACCCUGAGCAAGCCUGGCCGCAGAGCUCCGGAGAGGAAGAUCUGCAGCUCCAGCUUGCUUUGGCCAUGAGUAAAGAAGAGGCUGAGCAGACUAGUGAAGACCCUCUGGAGGACGCAGAGCUCCGCUAUGCUCUCACACUGAGCAAAGAGAUGCUACAAAAGGAAGAAAGACUGCGCAGAGGUGACGACCUGAGGCUGCAGAUGGCCCUCGAGGAGAGCAGGAGAGAGAAGACAAAACCUGAGGAGAGCGCUCUGAUGGAGCUGAGUGCCGUAGACCCCUGGGGGGCCCCUGCCGCUGCCGCCACUGUGGGCUCUGCGGGCCCCUCGCCUCCACCCACAGUUCCCCCCCCUGCGGCCUCUGGUCCUUGGGGAACCGCUGCUGCCCCAGACCCAUGGGGGGUAGCUUCGCCCACCUCUCCCACAAGCUCUGACCCCUGGGGUGGGGGAGCACCUCCGACUACAGCUCCUCCCCCAGACCCCUGGGCGGAGACGUCCAACAGAGUUAACAACGUGGACCCCUGGGCAAGCUCAGCUGUGACUCCCCCCAGUGCCGACCCCUGGGGCCCCCCGGUGCCACCCAGCACUUCCUCUUCGGGGGGGCCAGUAGACCCAUGGGCAGGGGACGGGAUUGUCCCUGCCUCUGACCCUCUCACCUCUGACAUCUGGAGUGGCACCGCCAAACACACUAAUGGCACAGGAGACCCAGAGAGACGAGGGUCCCCAGCACUGGGCUGUGACAGUACAGGCUCACCGGUGCCCUUUGACCUGUCAUCUAUUGGUUCUUCACUUCCUGUUCGUAAGACUCCUGAGUCGUUCCUCGGCCCCAACGCAGCACUCGUUGAUCUCGAUUCUCUUGUGUCAUCUAAACCCAAACCCAAACAGCCACCGCCUCCUUCCAUCUCUUCAUCCUCAGCGCACAACCCCUUCUUACAGAACACAGGCUCAUCUCCUGCUCCUGGCAUUGCAGUAACUCCAGGCAGCACCAUUUCAAGCAGGGGGGUUUCUCCAGUACCUGCCUCCUCCAACCCUUUCGGCGUGGCUCCAACCAUGACCUCCAUCUCACCUCAGCCCUCCUCACUGGGUCUGAGCGGCCUGCGCUCCAGUCCUAUUCCUACCAAUCCCAUGCUGAGCAUGGUGCAACCGGGACUGGGCAUGGGGUCGAUGAGUGUGGGGAUGGGAGGUCCAGGAAUGAUGGGCAUGAUGCAGGCCAGUCCCAUGGGCCUACCUUAUAGCAGCCUCUCACCUAUGGCCCCCCCUGGCUCGACUCUGCUUGGGCCCGGAGGUGCAGCGCCUCCGCAGCUGAUUUUGGGUGGGCCCGCUGGAACAGGGGGCGUGAUUGGGGCAGGAGGAGCAGUGGGAGGCGGAGGAACAACGGGAGCAAGCACCAACCCUUUUCUUCUUUGAGGAAGUGUCACCACUACUUUGCUCACUUGUUUGGACCUCCUCUGUCAUACCUGCUGCCCCCUUCAUCCACCCAGCCCCUCCCCAACACAUUUUGUGUCUAAAAAGAAAAAUGUGUACAUCUCUAUAUUUAAAGAAAAAAAGAAAAAAAUCAAAAAUUAUGUUUAUCUUUCCCUUCGAAAGCAUUAUUUCAUUUCAGAAUAAUUUUCCACAUUUAGUUCCUUUCAUUUCAGUUUGGGUUGUUUGUGGGUGGGAAAUAGAGAUCUAUUUAUUUUUUUUGUUUGUUUUAAUUCUCUUCUGUUCUGUAUCGUUCUUCAUGUUGUUUUGUUUCUUCAGUCCUGUCUUGAGAUGAAGGUAAGUCUGUGAGAGCGGGGGGCUUUUUCAGUAGUGUCAUUCUACUCUGUUCUAACAUUACUGCACUGAGAGACAGAUGGAGGGAGAGGGGAUUAUAGCCACUAACUAACUGAACAGAGAAACUGUUGAUCCUGCCUCUUCCUCUUUUCUCCCUCAAGAAUGAAGACAAACACUGAAUCUCUGAAUCAAACCAGUGCAUGAAGGAAGGUUUUUUUAAUGAACUCCAGACUGAGAUACGGACUGCAACACCCGCAUUAACAUUUCAGGCACAAUGUGGUCAAAAUUAUUUCAACUUCUUCACUUUUAAUUUAAUUUAAUGUUAAAUGUAAUUUAUUUUUUUCCAUUUUUUGGGAACAAAUAAACAAGAAAAAGAAUCACACGACGAUGCCAUUUAAAUCAAAUGCUUAUUUUUUUCUUUCUGAUUAUUGUAGAAAAACUAAAGAGAGCUUUGACAUCUGUGGUCCGAUGGGGGAAAUGAUGGGAUGUAUUGCUGUAUGUGUGCGUGAAUGUGAUGCUCAUUUGUGAGUGUGUAAGUAUGCAUUAGUGAAAAUGCCUGUUUCCGUGUAAAUGUAUUAAUAUCUGUCUUCUUUUUUCUUGUGUCCGAUCUUAUUUCAGUUUCUCAAAAAGAAAGUAAGAAAUGACAUCAAAUAUUUUUGUUUUUAAAAAUUGUCACUUGUAUUAAUACAGUGUAAUGUUGGGAUUUCAAAUGAGGUAUGAUAAGGGUCACACAUUUCUCUGCCAAUCUUAUUUUGAUGAAUCAGAAGUUUAUUUAUUUUUUUCUUAUUUUGCCCGAUCAAAUAUUUCAUAUGGGAUCCCUGGUACACAGAGGUCCCAGAGCCACCACUGUCCUGGGUUUGGUCCCUCUUGGCCUUCAGGGAGGGAGACAUACUGAUGCUUCUUAAAAAAAAGACAAUUACUCAAUGAAUGAAUGAAAGAAAGAGAAAACGGGGACUUGACGACAAGCUCCAUGCUGUUCUUUUUAAUUAAGUUUGAUGAAUUUAUUGUUAUUUUAUAUCAACAAGAAAAAAAAUCCCUUUUACCAGGUCAGGUUGAUUUUUUUGUGUGGUGAUGACUGUGAACAUUCACAUUGGAAAAGCAAAAUGGAGAAAAAAAAUCAAAAGGAAUUUAUGAAAUAAAAUAAAAAACACAGGA
Molecule: messenger RNA, 3784 nt
Organism: Labrus mixtus (cuckoo wrasse)
Lineage: Eukaryota; Metazoa; Chordata; Actinopteri; Labriformes; Labridae
Gene: epn1a
Product: epsin 1a
Exons: 13
Coding region: 332-2281 (649 amino acids)
Biological process (GO): endocytosis
Cellular component (GO): clathrin vesicle coat; plasma membrane; endosome
Molecular function (GO): phospholipid binding; clathrin binding
Source: RefSeq, a predicted model, not a curated record